AUGCCUUGUUUGAGUAAUGUGUCGCUCUUCUAUCUGGUUUCUGAGCUGUGCGGUGCGCUGCUGCUCCCAUCUGCUGUGCUUGUGCAUCCUUCUGUGCGUCUCUCUUCCUCCUUGCAGACCUGUGCGCCGCAUUCUAUAUUGAUGGUGACGAUGGCGCGGCACCUGCUGCCCCUGCUUGCACUCGCGCUGUGCUGCACGUCCUUGUGCGCGGCGGCUGGGCCCUCGUCUUCUCCGGUGAGGGUAUUCAGCAGUUCCCGUAGGACCCGGCCGCAGAAAGAGGGGAGGAGGCCGACGGUGGAUGAAACCUUAAGUAAGUUCUUACUCGGCCAUGGCUCGAAUGUCCGCGACCUUGGCCGUCUUUCCGACAACGACCGGGCGAGGUUCCAACGCGAGAAGAAGCCCACUAUAAAAGAGCUUAGUGCUGAGGAGGCCAGGUCUGUAUACAGCAAGUCGUCGCUCGCUGUGUCAAUGGUGGAGAAGGAAAAGAAGGGUAUGGAGGAAGCAGUGAACAAGGCUACUGAGUCUAAUGCAGCAGCGAAGGAAGCUCUGAAUGCUUUAACAGUUGCAUAUACGACAGCGGCUGCAUCGGUAAGGGAAUUUGACAAGAUUACCAGCGCAGCGAGGAGCCGGCGUAAUAGCGCAGUUGUUUUGAAGAAACAUGCCCAAGACGUCGUUGAGAGCAUUAAUAAGACACUCGUUCUGUCUGCUCUCGCCAUUAUCGGUUGCUCCGAUGUAAUAAACAAAACGAGGACAUCAGCGGAUGCCACAAAUGCUAGAAUUGAGCAGCUUACACUGACGUUGGGUAACAUUAAGGAGAUGAGGACCACGCUCGGUGCGGCCGACAAAAACACCGCUGACGCGGAAAAGAAAGCCGGGAACACCAUCACGAGAGCAAAUCGGGUUCUUGAGGCCGCUAGACGAGCAGAGAGGAGCGCAGACGCAGCGAAGGCCAAACUUGCGGAAGCAGUGGGUAAUGCGGAGGAAGCAGACAAAUUUAUGACCACAGCAAAAGGAUACAUAACUACAGAUCCCACCAGACAUCUUUUGGGUGCUGCGCUCAACAGGGGUUGGCGACUUAUGGAGACCGCCGCCAGCGAAGCUCAGGCAGCCAUGAUAAAAGCAGAGACUGCAUUUAAAAGCGUUGUGGAAUCAUUAACUGAAGCUGAAGAAGCGAAGAAGCAUGUUAAGGAGCUGGAGGAAAUUAUCAAAGCUGUGCAAGAAGCUGCCGAAGCAGAACUGAAGAAACACCCUCUGCCUCCGGAGGGGCUAGCUGUGUCCCAGACCCAGGGGGAAUCACUCCAACAGUCUCAACAGGAAGAGAGUGCUCAGCAGAGCGGUUCUCAGGAUAGUACUGUUUCUACUGUUGAUCCAACUUCUGGUGAAGUUUCUCACCCUUCUUCUCCUGCUGUUCUUGCGCCUGCUGUUCCUGCUCCUUCUCCUGCUGCUCCUGGUGCUGCUGGUGCUG
Trypanosoma grayi is the source of this 1465-nucleotide messenger RNA. RefSeq lists its product as hypothetical. The transcript has a single exon. The record is from RefSeq and is a predicted model, not a curated record. The annotation marks the transcript as partial. NCBI's taxonomy places the organism in Eukaryota, Euglenozoa, Kinetoplastea, Trypanosomatida, Trypanosomatidae.